Messenger RNA from Strongylocentrotus purpuratus (purple sea urchin), 1732 nucleotides. RefSeq lists its product as uncharacterized. Lineage: Eukaryota; Metazoa; Echinodermata; Echinoidea; Camarodonta; Strongylocentrotidae. The record is from RefSeq and is a predicted model, not a curated record. Gene Ontology annotation, molecular function: filamin binding. The coding region runs from base 113 to 1426 and encodes 437 amino acids. Gene Ontology annotation, biological process: regulation of chondrocyte development; actin filament bundle organization. The transcript is spliced from 2 exons.
GGUGGCAUGCGUUUUUAGCCUGGAGGAGAAAGUAUGGUGGAUCAUUAGGGGAUCAUAAACGUUUAGAAUGGCGAUUUAAUGCCAUGCCGCCACAAUACAACGCAACGUAAUUAUGGAGAAUGAUAAUUAUGAUGAGACGAGUAGCGGAGAUGGCGAAGACGUGCUUGGCGAAUCGAAUUCCUGUUUAUUAUUGGAUGAUGCGGAAUUGUCGCUUCCGCGCGUGCGAGCCUCGUCGGUCGCUAGGGGAGACGGUCACGACUCCUGCAACGCUCAACCUCAACAUCAACACCAUCCUUUAUUGAAUGCCGCUGUGCGUUCUCCAACGUCCCCCACGUACAGUUUGUGCGGGUCUCGCCUCCGUUGGAUAAACACUGUAGAGCAGCUGCUACUGGGAGUCCCCUAUUUUUACCGUCCUGCAUUGUCUGUGCUCACUCACACGAAGAGGGAACUGUGUAACGUCAACGGGAAAGCACUGAGCAGACGACAGCUUUGUCAUAGGUAUCGCGAUACUCGUCACUCGAAUCAAAUUUCUUUCAUAUCAGUCGCUCACUUCCCCUUUGAGCAAGUCAGACGCGAUUUGAAGUGCGCUCCCCAAGGCGAAAGCAGGAUAUUUGCUACAAACUGCACAGAGUUGUCUUCAUCAGCAGCAGCAUCAGUGAUCAAAACACAGGAAUUUAGCUGUAGCAUUUCCAGGAGUAGCGAGUCUUGUGAUAACAGUAACUGCAGCUACUUCAGCGGACGUUUCACCAGCUUCUUCGCCAUGCCUGUCCCGGAGAGUUUCCGUUCGACGUGGAGUACUGAUCACGUCCCUGCUCUCCACAUCUCUUCCACGCCGGAUAAGCUGAAAAAGCUAAAGGAAAUACGACGAGAUGAUAAUUUUAACAUCGAGGAGGUUACAGAGACAGAGGUGCCUGCCAGUCGGCUCCACUCGGGGUCCCGAAACGGUAACGGCCACCUUCACCACCACGACGACGACACCGAACAACUUUCCGAUGACAUCCAGUCCUUACAUCGCCAACCCAAGAACCCCGAGUACUCCGAGUCCGUCACCGUAUCGCGUAUCCCCGCGCAUCAGGAAUACCGCUACGGCAUGCGGUGCGACAUCGAGAACCCCCGACGUUACCGCGACGCAGUGCAACUCGUACCCGGUCAGACCAACCCCGGUCGGUACUACAGCACUUUCACGCAGUGCUACAUCAACAGCUCGUACCGCCGCCGCCGGUACAGGGAGACCGUGUACAUCCGACUCAACGCACCGAACCCAAAGCAGUACUCCACCAAGGUCUUCGUCUUCCCCCAGUCGGUGAGGGAGACAUUCGUCAGCGAGGUCGAUCACCAUGACGAGGAGACGAUAAAAUGGUACAAGGUGGGCGUCAAAAUGGAGGCCAGGGACUAUGUGUCGGUCAAAUUCAUGCAAGUGAAUUGAUUCCAGGCGAAUAUGUGUGUUGCCAUGGUAAUGAAACAUUUCCAUAUUAUCAUGGUAGACAUUAUGAAUAAUAAUGUAUAAGGUCUUUUCUUUUAUGGAGUGAAAUUAUGCACCAUCGCUUGCUCGAACGUUGGCUGUGUGGACCGACGGAGACUUGACCGAGCCACAUCCAUUCGUAUUCUAUAACUCAUCGUGUAUCCAACCAACAUCUGGGUUUAACCGAUUUGAACUAAUCAUGAAAAGAUACUGUUUUUAUUAAACUAAACAUGCUAAAGGAUAGAUGAAACAUCCGAUGCAUUGGUAAAA